Guillardia theta CCMP2712 is the source of this 1594-nucleotide messenger RNA. RefSeq lists its product as hypothetical. Lineage: Eukaryota; Cryptophyceae; Pyrenomonadales; Geminigeraceae. The transcript has a single exon. The coding region runs from base 127 to 1500 and encodes 457 amino acids. The record is from RefSeq and is a predicted model, not a curated record. Gene Ontology annotation, cellular component: membrane. Gene Ontology annotation, molecular function: sulfotransferase activity.
GUGGUUGCCCCUGUUGCGAGAGGGAUGCAGAGACAGGCAGGUCGGUCAGCUCAUGGCGCAUCUGCAUGCCCAUGAGGUCAGCCCUGCCGCUCAGCAGACGCGGCGUGACCCCCCAACAGGCCCUGCAUGCCAUCCAGCAGACUUGCCUUCUGGAUCCUGUGCAGCCUGACGCUUUACUCGCUGAUUUCCAUUCCUCACGCAGUCCGACAUCGGGGGCAUGGGCGUUCAGCGUCUCGAUCAAGGCUCCGAGAGCUGAAGGUGCCAAGAGCUGAAGAUCUCAUCAGAGCACAAGACCUCGCUAGAGCACAGAACUUUUCUACAGCCCAAUAUCUUACUGAAUCUCGAGACCUCCCAAAAGCGCAGAAUCUCACCAAAGACAAUGGUCAUGAUAGAGCUCAAUAUCGUACGCAAGCAAACAACUUUACUAGGGCUAAGGAGCUUGCUGAAGCACAAGAUCUUACGCCAGCACAGAAUCUCACCAAAGACAACGGUCAUAACAGAGCCCAAGAUCUCAUGCAGACAAGCAAUCUUACCAUAGCCCCAAAUCUUACGCAAGCACAGAAUCAUACUCAAACAAAGGAACUCUCGCAAGCGCCGCCAUCUCACAAUGUGUCAAGAAGAGAAACAGUGUACGCUUGGAUGCAUGUUCCGAGGACCGGAGGGACGUCAGCAUACAACAGCUUCAUGAUCGCGCUUGCCAACCAUGGCCGUAGGAUCUAUCCUGUUGUGAAUGGCAAGGGACCCCCGCAUGACUGGAACAGCCCCGGGUGCGAUCACUACCCCUGGUACGGAGGGACACACUGUACGCUCAUGGAGAUGCACAUUUGCUUGUCUUCGAAGCUCUUCCCUUCCCAUGACAUCAGGUUCUUGACGACCUUUCGUCAUCCCGUGGAACGCGUGAUCUCCGAGUAUCGCUGGUGGUUACAGGACAAGAGUAACAUCUGGACAGCAGCCAUGAAGCAGAAGAGCUCGAGUUUGAAGGAGUGGGUGCUUGAAGAGAACAACGUGGCGCACAACCGGCUUGCUUUCUUCUUGCUGCAUGAUGGAAAGUAUGUUCAUGAUGAGUGUGUAAUGACCAACGCAGUACAUGUCAUCUCAUGGGUAAAAGAGCAUUACGGCUCGUUCGAGGGCAUGAACAACAGUACCUCUGCAGCCAAGCAAGCGCUGUCAAGGAUCGAUGUUGCCAGCGGACUGUUCUCCUUCAUAGCUCUGCUGGAUAGGCCGAAGGCCUCCAACCAGGCGUUUGCACGGGAGUUCGGGUAUGAGGGACAGCAAGGGAAAGUUAGGAACAACAAAAGCACGCAAAAGACAACGGCGGUAAGCGAUGAGAUCCGAGAGCUGAUCAAAAGUAGAAAUCGUCUGGACAUGCAAAUCUACCGAGAGAUCUGCUUGAGAAUCGACCCGGGAAACCCAGCAGGUUGUGACAAGGCGACGGGAGUGAUCGAGACGCCUCCGCCCGAGGCUGAAGGAGGAAAACGAGGGAGAAAGCAGAAGAAAUAAAGAAAGAUAAUGUCUCUGAUAUCAUCAAGACUGACAAAUAAAGAUAAUGUCUCUGAUAUCAUCAAGACUGACAAAUAAAGAUAAUGUCUCUGAU